AUGAGCGUUGGUGAGCGCCUGACCAUGAUCCUCAAGCUCCUCACCAUCUUCCCCGCGAGCCUGGCCCUCAACAUCCUGCGCAUGCUGGUGCUGUCCGUGACGCACGGCAUGAAGCUGCGCUCCGCGUUCCUGGCCGCCGUCGUGCGCACCACCUUUGGCAUCCUGACGGGCAAGGAGAUUCAGAAGCUGCAGCCGACGACGCGCCAAGAGUAUGGCAAGUUUAUCAAAUACGCGGCCAAGCGCUGGAACGCGCCCAACUUCAAGAGCCGCGUCGUCUACGACGUGCAGGAGCUCGACAAGGAUGUCGACGACUCGGCCAUCCUAUGGCUCGGCGACCGCAAAAAGGCCAGAAAGGUGGUCCUCUUCCUGCACGGCGGCGGCUACGUGCUGCCGGCCUCUGACGGUCACUUCUUGUGGGCCUGGAACACCUACGUCAUGUCGGGCGUCGAGGCCGGUGUCGAGACAGCCGUCGCCUUCUUGCAGUACACGCUCGCCCCGCGCGGUGUGCUGCCCAUUCCCCUGCGGCAAAGCGUCGCCGCGUACGAGGAGGUGCGCGCGCAGGGUUUCUUGCCGCGUGACAUUAUCGUCGGCGGCGACUCGGCCGGCGGUAACCUGACGAUGCAGUUCCUCGGGCACGCCCUGCAUGCACAGCCGUCGGUUCCUGAGAUCAAGCUGUCGGAACCCUUUUCCGCCGCCUUUCUCGUCUCGGCCUGGCUCGGCCUGAGCGACGACACCGAGUCCUUCCGCAUCUUUGGCAACAACGACAUGGUCAGCUCGGCCAUUGUCCAGAAGCUGAGCGUCGAGUCGGUCGAGCCGCACAAGCGCGCCACCGUCAAGUCGCUGUCGGACCCCUGGUCGCGCCCGCUCGAGGCCGACUUUGGCUGGUUCCAGGAUUUUGACACGGUGGUGUCCAAACUUUAUGUGACGUACGGCGGCCGAGAAGUCCUGCGCGACCACAGCCUGGCCAUGAUUGAGACCAUCAAGCGCGAGGCCCCUGGCGUCGACCUUCUUACGUACGAGGCCCCCAAGGAGCUUCACGACGGUGUUCUGGUUGAGCAUCUUUUCAAGAAUCCCAGCGUCAACGCCAAGAAGAUGAAGACCUGGUUCAAGGGUGUCAUUAUCCAAUGA
Messenger RNA from Beauveria bassiana ARSEF 2860, 1128 nucleotides. Its product is annotated as alpha/beta hydrolase fold protein. Gene Ontology annotation, molecular function: hydrolase activity. Lineage: Eukaryota; Fungi; Ascomycota; Sordariomycetes; Hypocreales; Cordycipitaceae. The coding region runs from base 1 to 1128 and encodes 375 amino acids. The transcript is spliced from 2 exons. The record is from RefSeq and is a predicted model, not a curated record.